AUGACGUAUGUUUCUAAAGAUGCUGGGUCGCGACUUAACGAGUCGGGACGAUCGUUCCAAUGGGUAUAUCCGCGAGUUAUCAAAGUGAGGAUUGCUCUUGCACUCUACCAAGACCUACAGCUCUGGCUAUUUCGCCAGCGAGCUCUUCGCUACUUAUGGGAUUGGUCGACCCUUUACUCAUCGGACAGUGUCUUCAGAAUACGAAACCCUAGCGGCUGGCACUCGCGAGCUCUCGGUGAGAAAUCGACGCUUUCUAACUGGUUUCUCCUCGUGAGACCAACGCUGAAAUUAGCCACGUUGUGA
Molecule: messenger RNA, 303 nt
Organism: Plasmopara halstedii
Lineage: Eukaryota; Oomycota; Peronosporomycetes; Peronosporales; Peronosporaceae
Exons: 1
Coding region: 1-303 (100 amino acids)
Source: RefSeq, a predicted model, not a curated record